Molecule: messenger RNA, 2782 nt
Organism: Amoebophrya sp. A25
Lineage: Eukaryota; Dinophyceae; Syndiniales; Amoebophryaceae
Source: the annotation of a GenBank genome assembly
AGCACGUUUUUCUACGAUUUUAUAUGAAGUGGAUUGAUGACCACUUCUUGAAGAAUCUCUUCAGCAUUGCAUGGAGAGCGAAAUGCUUUCUGAUGAAUUAGACUUAGAAGGUCUUUAGACGUAAAAAAAAGCCACCAUUUUUGAAAUCGUGAGCAAGAAAAUGGUGCACUCGUUCUCGAUUCUUAUGCGAAUAGGCCUGCUUUACAGGUUAAUUGUGGGAUUCGGAAAUAUCGUGACCCCUGCAUCUGGAACCUCCGUUGCAGCCGACAGCCCAGUAGUGACGCUUUCGUCUAGCGAAUUCGAUGCGAAGGUAGGCAAGCGUGGUGGUGGUGGCUGGUUUGUAAUGCUCCACGUUAAUUGGUGUGGAAUCUGUCGUCACGUGUUUCCGCUUUUUGAAGCGACUGCGCGACACAGCCGCGAUUUGUUGCCACCAUCCCAUCCACUUUAUCGCGCACCCGCUAUUGAACAAGUGAAGCCCGGUGAAGGUAGUGACGAUAAGACGAGGACUGCUACAUCUGGAGCGCAAGUAGACUGGUCUCCAUUGAACUCGACUAAUGACACGGCUAAGUGGCAGGAGCAUCAAAUUCAGGUCUCUGAGGAUGCUGUAUUCGGAAGUGGAAGAAGCGCUACAGGCUUCACUUUUGCCCAUGUAGAUUGCACCGACGACAAAGUAUUAGCCAAGCGCUUCCAGAUUCCUGGCUAUCCAGCAUUACUGUAUUGGGACGAUCCUGCCGAAGCUACAACCAUUGAACAUACUAAAAAGUCGGAUGGUGAAGGGAAUAACGAAGAUCAAGAUUUGACAGGAGCUACAACAGCUUCAUCUACUGGAGAGGAAGAAGAUGUGCUAUUUCGGACGCAGAAGAAGUAUAAAGGAAGCCGUUCUAUAGUGGGGUUUCGCCGAUUUGCACGGCGCAUGAGCGCGAGACCGGUGGUUCAUCGCCUUACGGGUGACAAAGUGGAGUCAGGGUUGCGCCAACUCGUGGCAGCAGAGAAAUCCUCUGGCUUCGUUUAUCGUAGUGCUGCAGAGAAAUCCCCUACGACAACUAUGGAUUCUGGACUCUACAAAGCAUUUUCAGAAUUGGCUUGGAAACAUCGCGACGAACAUCGAUUUUACCAUCUAGAAACUGAUAGAAAAAAUGUCGACGGACCGGAGAUUUUGUCGAAGUUCGCACCAGGAACCAUAAACGCGGUUGCGCUGAAGGGGUGGCACCUCGUUCAAACAGCGGAGGAGAGGGCAAAUGUUGAUGCUGCUAGCAAGCUGCGAAAAGACCCAAAAAUGACAGACUCGCCAUAUCCAGAUCAACAAAAGAUUGCCACGAAAGGAGUUAUCGACUCCGCUGCUUCAGACGCUGCUCUUGCGCAUACGGAAUUCGCUGCCUGGCGUUACAAUUCAACAGCUAAAAAGCCGAAGGUAUCACAAUUAGAGGACUGGGUCACUGACCGUAAAUACCCAGGCGUGUGGAACGUUAGCGGGCAAACCUUCGGCGAUAUCGUUCGAGGUGAGCGACCGGCGCUGCUUAUUGUGACGCCUAAUAGAACAGAGGAGACGGCAAAGGAACUCGACGACAUGACGUACUUGUACUUCCAUUUUGACUUCUAAGAUGAACAAGAUGAAGAUGAUUUCAACCAGCGAGAUGGAUUGAGUAUCCACGCGUAUUAAGUACAUGAUUUCGUAAAUUGGGUUUUACUAGGACUAGAAGAUGAUCCUUUAGUCCAAGAACAUUUGCAUGAAACUUUGUUUUGAGACGCAAGGAGGUGAUUGCACCUGGUUAUAGAUACUUGCAUGAUCUCUAAAAAUAACCUCACAGUCGGAAGCUGGAGAAGUCAUAUGAGGGAAGCGGUGUCUACCUUGGCGUGCUGGAGGGCAGCGAGUAUGCGGCAAGUUUAGAGGCCAUGAGCAUUUACAGCGAUCAACUUCCGCGAGUGUGGUUUGUGCAGGAUAACUUUCAGUCUUGGUACGAGGAUCCCGAUCUCCUCACGGUUAGGCACGUUCUUGAAGCAGCAAAAGGAGGGACGAACGCAACCGAGGUAUGUCUUAUUGAUUUCCCUCUGUCCACCGGGUCUGCUGUAUGGUUUGCUACAAUGAAUAAUGAGAAUUAAGAUAUAUUUACGACCAUGAAGUAAUUAUAUGAGUUGAUCUUGAAGAAAAGUAACUCGAAUUGUUGUAAUGGUUAAGAACCCUCCUUUCCUCCACGACUCCAGCAACUCCUCGAGUAUAUCUCGUCGCGAUGGCCGAUGCUCUUUCGACAGGACCGUGGACGUGUCACGGCCGUCCUGAACCAUGUGCGGUCGUUUCUUCGUUUCAUGGGUGCGUACCAGCAUUUUGCGAUGACAGGGGAGCUUCCUUACAUGUCGCUCAUUGUCGUUGCUGUCUGGGCCGUGGGGAUGUUGAUCUUCCUCUUGAGCGUUCUCGGCUACACCUUCAAAGCAGCAGUCGAAGCAUUGAGCGAAGAAGAGGACGUUCCCCACCACGUGACUCAGAAAAAGGACAAUUGAGUAGUAGAGGCUAAUUUGAAUUUCUUCUUUCCCAAAGGAGUCCCCAGAGUACUUUGUCCUCAUCUCAUUAAUGAAUAAGGUGUCUCCACCUGCUCCUGAAGGGUCUUGAACGAGGCAUCUAUGACAAACGUAAAGCACCUUGCUCUGAGACUAUGUUCCUAAUUCAGUUAUCCUUACCCCCUGCAUUAAUUAGUGCGCAAACCUGCAUCGCCGAGUGCGUACCAGAUUUUGACUUUCUUUUGAGUUCAAUUUUAGACAAGUGUCUUCUACACGCAACAUAACAAGG